GGACGGAGGCGGAGGCGAAAGCCUAUUGGACCAGCGCAACUCUUUUCACAACGAGCGCGCUGGCAAACGGCCAGCGUUGUCAAAGCCCGCUGUGUCUCACGUUGCCGUCGGCCUCCAUCGUCAAUUUCAACAUCCGCUCGAUCGUCUCCUCGUCGAGAGCUUUCGCGACCAGGCCUGCUGGACUCCAGUGGCCCUCGGCCGUUUUCAGCAACAGCUUCUUGUUGAUCUUAGCUCGUUCCUGCAUCCACAGGAAUCGCACGCCUAUGUGUCGAACAGCCCCCAAUCCCUGUCUGCGAGAAAUAUCUCUGGCUGCAGAAGCGUCGCUGAAGAUCUGCAACUCCGUCUCGCCACUCGCGCCCACGCCCAAGUCGCGCAGCAUCGCCUGCACUCCAAAACCGCGGCAGGACCCACGCAGUAAUGAGUAUGAUCGGCCUCCCCGCUGCUGAGGCUCACAAUGGAUUGGGCCGUGCUGCCAUGUUUCAGCAGAUGCGAUCCCCAUAAUAUGGCCAUUCCCGUUCUCGAGCGUCUCGCGAUUGGGCCCCCGGCGUAGUCGCUGUCGCAAUAUGCGCUGAUCUUGUCUGGUAGCCCCUGCGCCGGGAACAGCGACCGCCCUGCCGGGUACUUUUCUCUUCAAGUCCUCCAUGUUGUUCUCCCUCGGAUCCUUCCAGACCAGACCGCCGUUGUUCGGCAGUAAGUCCGUCUGCUCCUCGGCGACGUCGGCCACGGCAGCCCGCUGCGCACUGCGGGGGCCAGGACGGGGCGCGCGUCGCCCACCAACCUGCCAAGCUUCGCCUCCAGGGCGAACCGGAUGGUCCUCACUUGCCUCUUCACCUCUCGAACUGCAACUUCGACUCCUCCGUUACUUUGGCGCUCUCCUGGCGGUGACUCUCUCGGCAAGAACUCCACCGUGGGUGCCGCCACUGCGACCGCCGUCUUCAACGCCACGAUCGCCGCCUCCCCAUCGCUCUGGAAGAUCAGCCUGCGGUUGCCCAGAUGCAGGAUGAAGCUCAUCAAGAUCUUGACCAUGAAGUUUGUCACCUUCUUGCCGGGGACCGCCGACGAGCACGGGGGCCUCGUCUUGGAGUCUCUGGCGACCAGCAUCGGGAAGUUGUCCUCCUGGUGGGAGCUGGAGCUAGUCCAGCUCCGCUACCAUCUUCAACUCCUUUUGAGCAACGAUGGACUGCGGCCGGAGCACGAUUCAAGCUGUUCUCAUCCAAACUCGCUCUAGCCGAAACUCGGAACGAUCGGCAUUCAACCGAAACUCCACUGGUUUCAGUAACCGCUCUACACUAUGGGCUGGUCCAAGGAAAACCUAACA
Molecule: messenger RNA, 1318 nt
Organism: Prorocentrum cordatum
Lineage: Eukaryota; Dinophyceae; Prorocentrales; Prorocentraceae
Source: the annotation of a GenBank genome assembly